AUGCCUUCACGUCGAUUCGGGCGACCGGCGAUGGUCGUUGCUACACUAAUUGCAUUUUCAGUUCUCACACUUGUAUUCAUUGGAGAGGGGUUGAAAGCAUUUGUCCGUAGGGAUGGUGUUAGCUUGGGCAAAAGAGAUUUUACUUUCGGUCUGAAUUGGCAAACGACAAUCUUUACACCGUCCACUGGAAGAAGUGAGAUAUCGGCAUUGAACUAUUGCUCGCCUGACCCACUGAACACUCCAACGCCUAUCAUUAUUGACGACAUACAGUCCGAAAAUGAAGCUACAGAGAAGGAAUCUACCACGGUUUCUGCCAUUCUUGCCCAAGGAACCAAUACAGUCUCAUUUGCCCUUCAAGGAAGAUGUGAUAUGGUUUCCGUUAUCUUGGCGAAUAUCAACAGCUUAGUGGCACAUCCUACUAGUGUUAGUAACACUGCUCGUGAUGCCACAGGGCUACUUGCCAUUGCCAUGGCGAAGUCCAAUCCAAGUAUCCCAAGCACAGCAAUGUCGUCAGCCGCCACACCUAGUGAUCUUCAUUCUCUGGCUGCUUUAGAAUUGUUGAGGAAAGCAGUUGCAUAUAACGUUCACCACGAUUCUCACGGCGAGUCUUGUGAUUGUUCAGCAUGCAUCUUUUCGCAAGCAACUCCCGUACCAAUAACAAUAGCGCCUCCUCUUCCAACACAUGAGCUAAUGGCCAGAGCUUUCUUGGCUAGAGCCGAAACUGUUACCGUUACUGUCUCGGCAUGCCCAGACUUGGUGCCAACGCCUUCAAAUUCGACGGGAACAGGUCCCCAGGGUCCUGCAUCGGCUCCGGAAAGUCCGAACUCAACAUCAUCAGGACCCGAAAGUCCCUCAUCUGCAUCCAACUCGACAUCUUCAGGACCCAAGAACCCCGCACCUGCCCCAGAGAACUCAAAUGCAACGUCGCCUUCUAGACCAAACCCUCCUUUCUCUAAUGGUACAGAAACUGGUUCUGGAGGAGCCCCAGCUGGUUCAGGCACUGGUAGUUCAGGUGCUGGUGGUACAGGUGCUGGUGGUUCAAACUCUGGUGGUUCAAACUCUGGUGGUUCAAACUCUGGUGGUUCAAACUCUGGUGGUUCAAACUCUGGUGGUUCAAACUCUGGUGGUUCAAGCUCUGGUGGUCCAGAUUCUGGCGGUUCAGGCGCUGGCGGUUCAGGCGCUGGCGGUUCAGGCGCUGGUAGUGCUGCAUCUGCGUCAGGGGCUGUGGCUAGUGCCGCUUCAUUAUUCUCAGGCAACUCUACACAGCCGACUGGUAACGCUCAACCAAGCAACAAUGCAAACAAACCUUCAAGCACCAGCAAAUCUAAGCCGGCUGAAAACACCUCUCCUGUAUCAUCUCCCAGCAUCAGUCCACCGAUUGCCAGUCAAGCAUCUGCCGCGUCAAGUGGUAUCGACAAAAGCAUCUUUACACUCAUCACUCCAGCUCUUUCAAAUGUUUUCUACCUAUUUUCGACAAUUGCGCCUGUCGCUGGCAUGGUUAUCAUGGGUCAAAUAUGGCUUCUAUGA
Messenger RNA from Sclerotinia sclerotiorum 1980 UF-70, 1527 nucleotides. RefSeq lists its product with no specific name. Bases 1 to 1527 code for a protein of 508 amino acids. The record is from RefSeq and is a predicted model, not a curated record. The transcript has 4 exons. Lineage: Eukaryota; Fungi; Ascomycota; Leotiomycetes; Helotiales; Sclerotiniaceae.